This is a messenger RNA of Symbiodinium natans, 592 nucleotides long. NCBI's taxonomy places the organism in Eukaryota, Dinophyceae, Suessiales, Symbiodiniaceae. The record is from the annotation of a GenBank genome assembly.
GCACGGUCCCAGGCAGAAGAACGCGGGCCUCCCCGAAACCCAAUUCGGUCCCACGCAGAAGAACGCGGGUCCCGCCGAAAGCCGGCGCGGUCCCACGCAGAAGAACACGGGUUUUACCGAGACCCGGUACGGUCCCACGCAGAAGAACGCGGGUCCCACCGAGACCCAGUACCGUCCCACGCAGAAGAACGCGGGCCCCGCCGAUUUUCAGUGCAUUCCCACGCAGAAGAAUGCGGGUCCCACCGAAACCCAGUGUGCUCCCGUGCAGAAGAACGCGGGUGACCGGAACGAUGGGACUGCAUUGCCCUUGCCCUUCUUCGAACAUACAGAGCUGGAGGGGGAGGCACAGGAAGAUGCACAGGAGGUGCAGGCACUGGAAUCGUCGGAGCUUGAACCUGCGAAGAAGAGCUCGAGCCUUGACCUCUCAGCUCUGCUCGAUACGCUGCUUCGGUUGCUUGAGCAGCGCGGGCCUCCACAACUCUAUCCAGCUCAUCUUCGGCAGCAAGUCUUGCCACUUCACGAAGACGAUUCAGCCUACGUUCCUUCGAACUCCCCUUCAACUUCCUCCAAAUCCAAGCAGAAAACCACUUAA